GGCCGACCGCGCGCUACCAGCUGUGCCGGUGGCGGUCGCUCAGUCGCGCGCCGCAGCCGCCGGGAUCAGCCGGCGCAGCCCGCAGCAGCAGCAGCAGCAGCAGCCUACACCUCGCAGCCGCACAGGGUUCCGCAGUCGCUUGUGGCGAGGACGGACAGAGGUCUAGCUGAGGAGGCGGCCAGCUAGCUGCCAGCUGCCAGCUGCCACGCACGGCGUCUCAGCUGCGCGCCUCUGCGACGCGACUGGAAGGCAACCGGCUUCUGCUGUCGACUCGCUUGCGCGUGUUGUAGGACCAGCUGGCUACCUCUCGUGGCACGAUGGCAGCCUGCCCCGGCGCCGCCGGCCCCCGCGCCCGCUGCCUGCUGCGGCUGCUGGUGCUCGCCGCCCUCACCCUCGUCCUCUUCUCCGACGCUGACGCCUGGAGGACCGACACCCGUCCAAGGGUGUACGGCAACAAGAUUCCCACGAGGGCGCUGGUGACCACCGGCAAGAAGGUGCAGCGCAAGAUCGUCCUCUACCACAACUUCUUCCGCACCAAGGUGUCGCCGCCGGCUUCCAACAUGCUCAAGAUGACGUGGCACAAGGGCGCGGCGAGGGCUGCCCAGCGGUGGGCGGAGCGCUGCCUGAUGCUGACCCACGACGACAUGCAGGGCCGCUGGGUCAACAACUACGGCUCCUGUGGCCAGAACAUCUUCAUCUCCACGCAGCAGGUGCCCUGGUACUUCGCCAUCAAGAUGUGGUUCGCGGAGCGCGACAACUUCACGUACGGGUCUCGGCGCAACGACCUGCACGCGGUGGGCCACUACACGCAGAUGGUGUGGGCGUCCACGCACAAGGUGGGCUGCGGCUUCACGCGCUGCGGCUCGCGCGGCCGCACCUACUACUCCUACAUCUGCAACUACUGCCCCAUGGGCAACAUGAUGGAGAAGCUGGGGACGCCGUACGAGUGGGGCCGCGCCUGCGACCGCUGCCCGGGCCACUGCCGGCUGGGCAAGCUGUGCACCAACUCGUGCCCCUCCGCCGACCUGUGGGGGAACUGCGCGGAGCUCAACUCGACGCACCACCACUGGCUGUGCGACCGCAGCACGGCGCACGGACGCGACAGGCACCGCUUCUGCCGCGCCACCUGCGGCUGCAAGGGCAAGAUCUACGGCUGACCGCCCCCGCCGCCACCUCCCGGUUACCACAGUUCCUCCACACUCUCUGCAGCCAGCCGCGUGUCGCUCUGGUGUCCACGCUAAAGUCGCUGGCACAGCGAGGCACUGACUGCCGAGUUGCAGGGAA
Messenger RNA from Schistocerca cancellata (South American locust), 1284 nucleotides. Its product is annotated as cysteine-rich secretory protein 2-like. Bases 318 to 1157 code for a protein of 279 amino acids. The record is from RefSeq and is a predicted model, not a curated record. Gene Ontology annotation, cellular component: extracellular region. The transcript is spliced from 7 exons. Lineage: Eukaryota; Metazoa; Arthropoda; Insecta; Orthoptera; Acrididae.